Messenger RNA from Athalia rosae (coleseed sawfly), 5577 nucleotides. RefSeq lists its product as uncharacterized. The coding region runs from base 819 to 3188 and encodes 789 amino acids. The transcript is spliced from 7 exons. The record is from RefSeq and is a predicted model, not a curated record. NCBI's taxonomy places the organism in Eukaryota, Metazoa, Arthropoda, Insecta, Hymenoptera, Athaliidae.
CCGCUGCCGCCGUUGCCUUUGCCGUUGCUCUCCGCGUUCGUUCGCUAGCUGGUUUGCCUGCUUUGCGGCUUGCUUUCAAAUCGACGUGCUCGGCGACUCUUCGAACGAACGAACGGCGGGCGGGCAUUAAAACCGAUGUGACGUACUGUUCCGCUGAGUUUUUGUGGCGCGCGUGUGCUGCGGCGAGUAGAGAAGAAGAGCAUCAUCGAAACGAGACUUACAUCUACAACUAAUACUGUUUGUUGUCAUCGGGUAGAUAAAAACGAGGGGCUCCCUUAUGUUUUAACUAAUAAUCGUAAUUCGUAGGUACCGAAGGAUAGUUUAAUAACUGAUAAAGUGAUCUACGUUUCGGUGGUUAGAAAAUCGAAAGUGAAUAUCUCAAACAUGUGAAAUAUUAGCCAGGACACCUGGCCAAGAUGAGGAGUUGCAUUUAGGCAACUCCGCGACUUUCCUGAACCGUCUCGAUCGGUGCAGAGAAGCGAGUAGCGAACGUUUGUUCGUUUCGUUCGUUCCUCGGAGUACAGUCUAUCUUGAAAAUCUAACCAAACAUAGAACUACAAACCGAACAACGAGGUGGAGGCUGUAACGCCACAGAGCUACAGGCUAUUCGUUGGAUUUUCAACCGGAUUAUAGUAUUUCGUAGUUUUGUUCAGUGUCGUGUUAUUCGGAAUUUGAGUAGCUGGUGUAGCUGGUCUAGCUGGCCGUUGGCGGCGUACGUAUGUCUGAUAGUGGAGACCCCGUGAAACAGGAAUAACCAAUAAGCCAGCAGGCCUGCCAGCUCGAUGCUACUACAUGGCCUAACAACGUGAAAUCGUAUAAUGGCGUUAUCCUCGGCAGCCGCCGUAGUCCUCGCCAAAAGUUCGCCGGUCACUUCAGGAACAGCAGGAGUAGGAGGUGUCGGGGGAGGAGGAGGUUCGCUGGAAAAGGUAACUGUGAAACAAGAAAAGCCUGACGAUGCGGAGAUCAGGGAGUUGGCAGCCAAAAUGGUGGAAGCAAACAAGGCGAAAAUGGGACCAGCUGUAGCUGGACAGCCGAGGGCUGCUGGUUUAGCGUCGCAGCCAAACCUACCCGGAAUCUUAAGCUACCUUUCGUCAAAUUUGAAAAGGCCUGCAGAUUCCUCUUUACCAAAGCCUACUCAGCUUCCAGAAGGGAAACUUCCUUUGGACGAUGACAGCCAAAGGGGUAGGUUUGGAUGGACAAGCUUUGGAAAGUGCCACAUACCGUACAUAUUCAGAGCUGGUGAAAAGUAUUGCGCGGUUAGGAUACUUGAGUCAAAAUUGCUCAACAAAUACCUUGGGUAUCUACACGCUGAUAUUUAUAGCUGUACGUGCAUCAGGAGUUACUAUAUAACAGAGGCUGAGAGCAAACUGUUUAAUGAAAUAAACAUCAAACAUUGUGAAAACCAAUUUGGAAGGGAUUUGUUUACAUGCAAAGACUUAGUCGUCAGACUCGCAGAUGCCAGGGAGUUUUAUACGUUCUUAGAUAUGUGUUAUACUAAAUUGACAGCUGGUGCUGGGCAGAAUGCAUCUUCGGUGAUGCAGCAGCAGAAGGCAGAGAAAUGUGGUUUUAUUCGUAUAAAUAAGGAGUCUGUCGUCCCUUAUACGGUUAAGGACGGUCUAAAAUAUGUCCCCCUGUUUUACUUCGAAGGUGAGACGGAUAACCUCAAAUUAAAAGCAGAAAAACUCGAGGGUUGGGACUUGUCGUAUCUUAAAUUCUGCUGUAAAGUUCAGGGUAUACGUAAUGAACUGUUUGCCAGUGAAACGUGUUCCGUGAUCAGUUUGAGUGACAUUAAAAGCUACUUUCCACCUGGUACGGGUUUUGAGGAUUAUUGGCCGAGCAAAGUUAUGGACUCACAGUUGUUAGUGAGCAGUAAGGGUGGUGGAAGUGGGGGGGGUUGGACAAAGCAGCCACCCACGCCACCAGCUGCUAAACAACAGCAGCAGCAACAGCAACAAACUAAUGUGCAAAAUAACACCAACCACAAGAACUCAUUAAAUUUAAGAGGGCCACAAAUGCCAAACGUCGUACCAAGAGGUAUUAACUCAAAUGCCACCAUUCAGAGAGUUGUGCAACCUAGACCUGUAGUAACAACGCAUCUGGCACAUUCCUCUCCUUCGAGGGUUUCCCCAGCAAGGAAUAACUCCAUUGCUCAGCAACCAAUGUUAAAUGCAGUUCAAGCUGCAUGUAACGGAUGGCCUGGACUCGUUGGGGGUCAGCCAACCUUUCAGACAGCUUUAGUUUCACAGGCGAGUCAUGUCAUUAGAAUGACAAAUGCUCCUCUAAAUAUGCAUAAUCAAAUAGCCUCAUCGAAUAAAAGCUACUCGCAGCAGUCUAGGAGUAGAGGGGGUGGUAGCGGGGCAAGUGCGCAAUACCCAGGAGUAUAUCCUGCUACAACGAUGCAAGCCGCUGCCCAAGCUCAGCCACCCCCUCUGGUCAGAGCUACCGCCCACUCCAGUCAGCCCAAUAUCGGUUAUCCAACCUAUGGGAAGGAUGACUGGGCGGCAACCACGUACACAACACCGAGUCUGGGUGUUCCAAGCGCUGUUAGUCCGAGUACCUAUCCUCACAAUUUGUUGAAUCUGAACGUUGACCACGUCCACUCACUCAUGCCACAAACACAGAACAUGCUCACGCAUCCAUCCCGGCAUACACCACCUGGUCACAAUUCGGCCACGGCGAAAUAUCCACCUCCACUUAUACCUGUUAAUGGAAGCAGUAACAAUGUGAAUUUUUCCAGGGAUUCGAGAGGUAGAAAACCUCUGAUACCCAUCAGCGACACACCUACUUCGGGCAGCCAUGUACCAUACAAAGUUCAGAAGGCUUUGGUCGAUGAAAAAAUGGUGCCCUGUAUAAACGCUAAGCCGUACAUUUAUACGGAAUUGUUAAUGACUCUUCCUGAUUUUGUGUCACAGUAUUUUCCUACAUAUGAUAUCGAUGAAUGCAGACAAGUCCUUACCAAUGUUCUGGGCGUUGACUUGUAUCAAGGAAAUCGGCAGCAAAUGCAGAUGCUUAUGGACGCGGGUAAAUGUUCCUCGAUAAACGAAGAGCUUCCCCUGAUCCAAGUUAGAAGUUUAAUGAGGUUUAUGCCGCAGAUGAAAUAUGUGUUUACCCGUAGAAAUACGGAAAUCCCAGCACCAGCUCAUUCGUCCGAAGAGCACCCCCCGAAAAAACGUCAACGCACCAGCUAGGAUUGGCUACAGCCUUACUGGCCCACGUACAAUUAUUACCACUCAGCGUUUUGAUAGGGUUUUCAUUAUUCCCUGUUUGUGAAAAAUUAAACCGCUGGAUAUUAGCAUAUCUGAAGGUGCUUUUGAUCGAUUCAUGUUCCUUUGUGUACAGAUUAUAUCGCCACCAUUUAUUACAUUCAAAAACAAUCAAACGUAAAAAAAAAAAUCAAACUUUUCAUUUGUUGUUUCAAACUAAAAAUCUGACGGCUAAAAGGAAAGUUUACUACCAAAUUCACAGCUCUCUUGUAAUCGGUAAAAUAAAUUUAAGCUUUUCGUUACUAUAAAUAUUUAAUAUCUCGAAUGCGAAUUAAUAACAUAUAUUCCAGCGACUGAAUAAUUUAGUUAGAAAAAAGAUGUGAAUUUGGAUGUUGUUGGAUCUUUAGUCAACGAACCAAAAAAUUUCGUAACUUUAACUGUUGAUGAGAUUCUUAUGGAUUCUUAAAUUUGCGGUGCGGUCUGGCGGAGCUUUGAAUAAGUAAAGGUAACGCCAGCUCAAGUUCCUAGUUAAAAUAUUCUGAUAUGAAAGAACCAUGCGUUGAAAGAUGAAAGGUAAUUUCAUGGCGAGUCCAUGAGUAUAGAAAGAAGUUACCCAAAUCCCCCAUGAAUAUUGAUUCUCAAAACGCUACGGAAUUUCUUUUGCUACCUAUCAUUCCAACAUAAUGGAGGCAAUCAAUGUAUCCAAAUGAAAUCAUUUCAAUUUCGUUUUCUAAAAGUUACAAAUCUAUAGAUUCUUCGAAUUUGGCAGUUAAAUUCCUUUCGAGUUAUACAAAUUUAUUAUUUAGAAACUACAUACUACGAUUAGCGCAAGACUAUAAAGUUUUAUAGCAAACAUGAUAUGCAUUCUUAUUUUUAGCGCCUUCAAAUUACGUGGGUUGUAUGUAAGGCAUUUGUUUAGGAAGAAAUAUAUAUAUAUAUUACAUAUGUAUGUAUGCAAAAAGUAUGUAUGAAUAUACAUAUUUAUGUAUAUACAUAAAUAUAUAUAUAUAUUUUUUUAUUUUUGUCAAGUGUUGUGUUGCGGGAGAAUGAGUUUAGUCACUGAUAAUAUGUAACGAAAAACAAGUUUAUAGAAUCUGACGAAAUUUUUCUUUAAUUUACUUCCAUCUUCCAUUUGUUGUGAUUAUGAGAUGCAGGAAAAAUGUAAAUUGUAAAGUUAUCUUUAACAAAAGAAUAAUUGUUUAUAGAGAACAUUUCUGUGAAUAAUUAGAAAGUAAAACAUACAAACGUAAAACAAAAGCAUUAAGUCGUACUGUAUUCUCCCAGUUUUUCAUUUUAUAAUUUUGGCAGUUGCACUAUAUUAGUACAAAAUCAAAUAUCUCUUAAUCAAACUGUGAUGCAUGAUUAAAUAAGAGAGAGACAAACGGUAAGAUUCUUCUAAUAAAUUUGAUUCAUUCGAUGUCAUACGUCAUCAAUAGAUUUGACUCUGAGAUCGAAGAACCUAAUCCAAUGAGAUUAGUAAGUAUGUGUAUGUACAAUGAAACCAAACGGAACAAAAUAGAGGGGCAGGAAGGGAAAUAGUAAUAUGGACUCAGACUGUUCGUACUGUAAAUUUUUGGACGCUUGUGACAGACGUGUAAAAAAUUUGGAAGAAAUACUAAAAAACAAUACAUAAUGUAUGCUUAAAAAGUGUAUAUAAAAGAGAAUGUAAUUUUAAAUUCACCGUUGAGAGUGGGUUUUAUAUGAUGGUAAUAAUAGUUAUAAUAUUAAUAUUAAUCAAAAUAAAAAGAAGAAGAAAGAAAAGAAAGAAUAAGAAGACGCAUAGGUAUUCUGUUGUAGUAAAAACGGUAUAUUUUAUUAUUUAUGAAUCGAGUCGAGCUGAACUAUGACUUGAGGAAAUUCUAUUGCCAUUAAAAAGACUACAAACCGGACUGGAGUCUCUGGGCUUCAAUCUUGAUUAGAUAGUUUUCCCUUCUUCUCUUAAUCAUACACAGCAGUAACAAUAUCAAGAUAAUACAAGAUGCAGUGCAUACAAUAACUACUGUCAUACUUUGUUUGUAUGUCAUCAUCCCUGGGUAGAUACAUUACAUAAGAUGGAAUAAUUCAGAAUUAGCGUACACGUGAAUACCAUUUUUAAUCAAUAUAGAGAUUAUCACUUCGUCUAUAAUACAGUUAGAUCAACUUGCAUCACCGUUAUACAUUCUCAGAAUUUCUCAAGGAAAGUUUUUUGAGAGACCCCAGUCCAAAACUAGGAAACUAUUUCUAAGUGAAUACCUAUAGACUAGAGCAUUUAUUUGUUACACACACUUGUUAUAAUCCAUGUACUAUAAUUUAUGAUAUCGUCAUCUGUACAUAUAGCUCAUAAGGAUUAACUAGAAUUAAUAGAUAUUUCAAAUAAAACCACGAUAUAACAAAA